Messenger RNA from Contarinia nasturtii (swede midge), 2251 nucleotides. RefSeq names its product potassium voltage-gated channel protein Shal (gene Shal). The transcript is spliced from 9 exons. Bases 550 to 2223 code for a protein of 557 amino acids. The record is from RefSeq and is a predicted model, not a curated record. Gene Ontology annotation, biological process: potassium ion transmembrane transport; protein homooligomerization. NCBI's taxonomy places the organism in Eukaryota, Metazoa, Arthropoda, Insecta, Diptera, Cecidomyiidae. Gene Ontology annotation, molecular function: A-type (transient outward) potassium channel activity; protein binding. Gene Ontology annotation, cellular component: voltage-gated potassium channel complex; membrane.
AAGCUUGGCUUUGUGUAUAUUUUAUUCUGGAAGCAAAACGUUGACUGUUGAAUUCAGAAAUAAAAUGAAAACAAAAUACAAAAGUGCUUCACACACAGUAUUUGAAACAAUUUCAAUUUAAAUUAUUGAAUGCGGAAUUUUUGACGUACUCAAGAAUAUUCAAUAUUGUGGGUGAUAAAUGGAUUUGUGUACGAAUCUCAGCAAAGAGAAAACUCACUCAGAAAUGUGAUGAAAACCCAAAUAAAUCCCAUUAUAUGGCAGAGCAAUUGCAAAACCAAAUUUAAAGCAAAAAAAUAAUAAAUGUUCGUUUUAAAUAUUCACAGUAUUUAAUGUGUUCAUACCAUAAUAAAGGUAACAAUGAUUCAUCGUGCUCAAAAAAUGAAUCAACAUGCCAAUAAUUUGAACUGAAAAAGUCAAUUGAAAAAGUUGAAGAUAAGAAAAGUAAACAAAAUAAAAUUGGUCCAUUUGUGGGUGAAAAGAAGAGAUAAAAAGUUGCAAGAACAUUUUGUAUCAGUGCAUAUUACUGAUUAAACCAUUCCUCCACACAGUAUGGCUUCGGUAGCCGCUUGGCUGCCAUUUGCGCGUGCUGCAGCCAUCGGAUGGGUGCCAAUUGCUACGCACCCACUUCCACCGCCACCAAUUCCAAAAGAUCGACGGAAAACCGAUGACGAAAAAUUGCUUAUCAAUGUGUCUGGCCGACGAUUUGAAACGUGGCGAAACACAUUGGAAAAAUAUCCAGACUCUCUGCUUGGCUCAAACGAACGCGAAUUCUUCUAUGAUGAAGAGGUCAAAGAGUAUUUUUUUGACCGCGAUCCAGAUAUAUUUCGACACAUUCUAAACUACUAUCGAACUGGUAAAUUGCACUAUCCAAAACACGAGUGCUUAACAAGCUAUGACGAAGAGUUGGCAUUUUUUGGUAUUAUGCCGGAUGUAAUAGGUGAUUGUUGCUAUGAAGAUUAUCGGGAUCGAAAACGUGAGAAUGCUGAACGAUUGAUGGAUGAUAAAUUAUCAGAGAAUGGUGAUCAAAAUUUGCAACAAUUGACAAACAUUCGACAAAAAAUGUGGCGAGCCUUCGAAAAUCCACAUACAUCGACUUCCGCUCUAGUUUUUUAUUAUGUGACUGGUUUUUUUAUUGCCGUUUCGGUAAUGGCAAAUGUUGUCGAAACAGUUCCAUGUGGAUAUCGUCCGGGACGUGCUGGAACACUGCCAUGCGGCGAAAGAUACAAAAUUGUUUUCUUUUGCUUAGACACAGCCUGUGUCAUGAUUUUCACUGCCGAAUAUUUAUUGCGACUAUUUGCUGCCCCGGACCGUUGUAAAUUCGUGCGAAGUGUCAUGAGUAUCAUUGAUGUGGUGGCCAUUCUACCAUACUACAUUGGAUUGGGAAUCACCGAUAACGAUGAUGUGUCUGGUGCAUUUGUCACAUUGCGUGUAUUUCGUGUGUUUCGAAUUUUUAAAUUUUCACGACAUUCACAAGGUUUACGAAUUUUGGGUUACACACUCAAAUCAUGCGCCUCUGAAUUAGGCUUUCUUGUAUUCUCAUUAGCAAUGGCUAUCAUCAUAUUCGCCACUGUUAUGUUCUAUGCGGAGAAAAAUGUCAAAGGAACUAAUUUUACAUCAAUACCAGCUGCUUUCUGGUAUACCAUUGUAACAAUGACAACGCUUGGCUACGGUGAUAUGGUGCCAGAGACAAUAGCAGGCAAAAUUGUUGGUGGCGUGUGCUCUCUGAGUGGAGUGCUUGUCAUCGCAUUGCCUGUGCCCGUCAUCGUAUCCAAUUUCAGUCGAAUCUAUCAUCAAAAUCAAAGAGCAGACAAACGCAAAGCACAGCGCAAAGCGCGUCUGGCCCGUAUUCGUAUUGCAAAAGCAUCAAGUGGUGCUGCAUUCGUCAGCAAGAAAAAAGCCGCAGAAGCUCGAUUGGCAGCACAAGAAUCUGGUAUCGAGCUGGAUGAUACAUACCGUGAAGAGGAUAUUUUUGAAUUACAACAUCAUCACUUGUUAAGAUGUUUGGAGAAGACGACGGAUCGUGAAUUUGUCGAAUUAGAAAUUCCAUAUAAUGGUCAACCCAAGCGACCAGGCUCACCAUCACCACUAGCAAGUCCUACGCAUUCCACAAGCAGCACUAUGGGCUUGAUACAGUCAUGUUGUGGCGGAUGUUGUUCGCAAAGAUAUCAGGUAUGCUUUUUUGCAUUUAUACAUUUAAAUUUGCAACGCUUGCUUCUAUUUUAACAAUUUAAAUUGCAUAUGCAUCCGUGAG